Cladophialophora yegresii CBS 114405 is the source of this 1956-nucleotide messenger RNA. RefSeq names its product DNA polymerase eta subunit. The transcript has a single exon. Gene Ontology annotation, molecular function: damaged DNA binding; DNA-directed DNA polymerase activity. Gene Ontology annotation, cellular component: site of double-strand break; replication fork; nucleus. The record is from RefSeq and is a predicted model, not a curated record. Gene Ontology annotation, biological process: error-prone translesion synthesis; response to radiation. The coding region runs from base 1 to 1956 and encodes 651 amino acids. NCBI's taxonomy places the organism in Eukaryota, Fungi, Ascomycota, Eurotiomycetes, Chaetothyriales, Herpotrichiellaceae.
AUGUCUUCGUCACAACCGUUCCUGGCCUCCUCGCCCAUAACUGGUGGCCGGAGGAAGAAGUCGCGCUUCACCUACAAGCAUCUCCACUUGCUCGCGCAAUCAUCAACGACAUGUCCCUUGCGAUGCAUCGCACUGAUCGAUUACGACGCCUUCUACGCGCAGUGUGAGAUGGUAAGGCUGGGCGUGGCUGAGACUCAACCAUUAGCCGUUCAGCAGUGGCAAGGUCUCAUUGCCAUCAACUAUCCAGCACGAGACUUCGGACUGAGCAGACAUGUUACGAUCACAGAAGCAAAGCAGAAAUGUCCCGAAAUAGUGGUCCAGCAUGUGGCAACCUGGCGCGAAGGGGACGAUAAGUGGGCAUAUCGCGAGGAUGCUGCGGAACACAUUCACACCGACAAGGUAUCCCUGGAUCCGUACCGCCUCGAGUCACGGAAAAGCCUCGCUCUGGUCAAAGCGAUCUUACCACCAGCGCCAGUACAGAAAGUGGAGAAGGCCAGCAUUGAUGAGGUCUUUCUUGACUUAUCGGCACAAAUCCAUCAGAUCUUGCUGGAACGGUAUCCGGAACUUCGGUAUGCUCCUUACGAUGACCCAACCGAGAAUCUGCCUCCUCCGCCUUCGACAGCGCUCGAUUGGGAAGUGGAUGCGCUUGUAGAUCUCGACUCCACGGAGACGGAGGACGAUGACCCGGAUUGGGACGACGUGGUGAUGAACAUUGGCUCUGAGAUCGUCCGGGGUGUGCGAAAGACCAUUCUCGAGAAACUGAAAUAUACGUGCUCGGCAGGUAUUGCACGGAACAAGAUGAUGGCCAAGUUGGGGGCAGGGUACAGGAAGCCAAAUCAGCAGACCAUCGUGCGCAAUCGCGCCGUGCAACACUUUCUCUCAGGUUUCAAAUUCACCAAGAUCCGAAAUUUGGGAGGCAAACUCGGAGAACAGAUUGUUGACGCCUUCAACACGGAGGCUGUCAUUGAUCUGCUUACUAUUCCUGCAGAGCAGCUCAAGUCUAAGCUCGGGCCCGACACCGGGUCGUGGCUUUACGGGAUCAUUCGUGGAGAAGAUAACAGUGAGGUUAAUGCACGAACCCAGAUCAAAUCAAUGCUCUCGGCAAAAUCUUUCAGGCCGAGCAUCAAUACUACUGAACAGGCGAACAGGUGGCUGCGCAUUUUUGUGGCGGACAUCUUCGCUCGCUUGGUCGAAGAAGGCGUCCUUGAGAAUAAAAGAAGGCCCAAAACCAUCACGCUCCACCACCGUCAAGGUGGUCAGACAAGGUCAAAGCAACUCCCGAUCCCAGGAGGGAAGAAGAUCGAUGAGGCAAGCCUGUUCGAACUCGCCAAGACAUUACUAGGUCAGGUCAUUGUUGAUGGCCGAGCAUGGCCCUGCGCAAAUCUCUCCUUGGCUGUGGGCGGCUUUGAAGAGGGAGUCUCCGGCAACAAAGGCAUUGAUACGUUUCUCUUGAAAGGAGAUGAAGCCAAGGCCGCCUUGAAUCUGCCGUCCCGAAGCAACACAGCAACGCCGGUCCCGGGCGACGAACAGCCUUCGAAGCGGCGAAAGUUCGACGAAGGCCCUCCCACUAUCGCUCGUUUUUUCUCCAGAGACGAGAGCAUCGGAGAGGGCGAGGAUGAAUCUGGGAGUGAGGUGCAGGGAGUCAAUUCCGAGCACCAUGAUCUUGCUUCAGGGAACGACGUCCAAUGCCACCAUGACACUCAGCUACAUCAGUCAGGCAUCGCGAUGUACCUUUGCAAGGCAUGUCAUCAGUCCAUCAGCGAAUCUGACAGGCGUGAGCAUGAGGACUGGCACUUUGCGAGAGAUCUUCAAGCUCAAGACAAGCCGGCUGUGACUAGUCCCGCAAACAGUCGUCCGCCCGGCCCUUCAGGCAGUAAGCCAAAGCGCGGGGUGGGUGGAACUCGAGGCCGGGGCUCGAAGGUCGAAAAAGGCCAGAGCCGUCUCCCUUUUGGAUAG